CCUUUUUUUUUUUGUUUUCUCUCUUACCUUUCGAAUCCCUAACCUUUUUUUCUCUCUAUAAAUACUUCACCAGAACAACGCAAAGAGAGAGAGAGAGACAGACGAGACAAACAGAAAAAAAAAAAGAAAAAAGAAAAAGGAAAACUAAAGGGAAAGCGGUGAAACGACCUGUGGUUCUCUUGGCUUUUCUCCGAAAAUUUCUUCCGAUCUGUGCAGUUCAAUCUGAUCUCUUUUUUUUUGUUGAUUUCUUUUUACAGAAUUACAAUCAUGUCCUCGCUUAGCAGAGAACUUGUGUUCCUGAUACUUCAGUUCCUUGAGGAAGAGAAAUUUAAAGACAGUGUUCACAAAUUGGAGCAAGAGUCAGGGUUUUUCUUCAAUUUGAGAUAUUUUGAGGAUAUGGUGACAAAUGGGGAAUGGGAUGAAGUAGAGAAGUAUCUUUCAGGGUUUACAAAGGUUGAUGAUAACAGAUAUUCCAUGAAGAUUUUCUUCGAGAUCCGAAAACAGAAGUAUCUUGAAGCUCUUGACAAGCGGGAUCGUGCUAAAGCCGUGGAGAUUUUAGUUAAAGACCUGAAAGUGUUUUCGGCAUUUAAUGAGGAACUUUUUAAGGAAAUUACACAUCUGUUGACAUUGGAAAACUUUAGAGAAAAUGAGCAACUAUCCAAAUACGGGGAUACGAAAUCGGCUAGGUGUAUAAUGCUUGCUGAAUUAAAAAAGUUAAUAGAGGCUAAUCCCCUUUUCCGCGAUAAGCUUCAGUUUCCUACCUUGAAGAGCUCAAGACUGCGGACACUAAUAAAUCAAAGUUUGAAUUGGCAGCAUCAGCUUUGUAAAAAUCCAAGGCCUAAUCCGGACAUAAAAACCCUAUUUGUAGAUCACAGUUGUGGACAACCAAAUGGUGCACAAGCUCCAUCCCCUAUCACUAAUCCUUUAAUGAGUGCUGUUCCGAAGGCAGGGGGUUUUCCUCCAUUGGGUGCUCAUGGUCCCUUUCAGCCCUCACCUGCCACUCUUCCAACCUCUAUUGCUGGAUGGAUGGCUAACCCAACUCCUAUGCCUCACCCUGCGGCUUCUGCUGGACCAAUAGGGCUUGCUUCACCUAACAAUGCAGCUGCAAUCUUAAAACGCCCUAGAACUCCUACAACAAAUAACCCUGCUCUGGACUACCAGUCAGCAGAUUCUGAUCAUGUUUUGAAGAGAUCAAGGCCCUUUGGAAUGCCAGAUGAGGUCAAUAAUCUGCCAAUAAAUAUUUUGCCCGUUCCAUAUGCCGGCCAGAGCCAUGGUCAGAGUUCUUAUUCUCUUGAUGACUUGCCCAAGACCGUCGUUAUGACUCUAAGUCAGGGGUCUGCAGUCAAGAGCAUGGAUUUCCAUCCAAUGCAACAAACUGUACUUCUUGUGGGAACAAACAAUGGUGAUAUCAUGGUGUGGGAAGUAGGUAAUGGUGAAAAGAUAGCUCUUAAAAAUUUUAAGGUCUGGGACCUUUCAGCAUGUUCAAUGCCUCUGCAGGCAUCUCUGGCUAAUGAUUAUACAGUAUCAGUUAACCGUGUUAUGUGGAGCCCUGAUGGAGCUCUUUUUGGUGUUGCGUAUUCCAAGCAUAUUGUGCACAUAUACUCCUACCAUGGUGGUGAUGAUCUACGUAACAACCUAGAGAUUGAGGCUCAUGUUGGGAGUGUUAAUGAUCUCGCAUUUUCUUAUCCAAACAAACAAUUGUGCGUUGUCACUUGUGGCGAGGACAGGGUUAUGAAGGUUUGGGAUGCAACUAAUGGGGCUAAGGUGUACACUUUUGAGGGCCAUGAAGCACCUGUCUAUUCAAUAUGUCCUCAUCACAAGGAAAAUAUUCAGUUUAUUUUCUCAACAGCAACUGAUGGGAAAAUAAAGGCAUGGUUGUAUGAUAAUAUGGGUUCAAGAGUUGACUAUAAUGCACCGGGCCAGUCAUCCACAAGAAUGGCAUACAGUGCUGAUGGAACAAGGUUGUUCUCAUGCGGGACAAACAAAGAAGGGGAAUCAUAUUUGGUGGAAUGGAAUGAAAGUGAAGGAACUGUCAAACGGACGUAUUUUGGUCUCGGGAAGCGAUCUGCAGGAGUUGUUCAAUUUGAUACUACAAAGAAUCGGUUCUUGGCUGCUGGUGAUGAGUUCGCUGUCAAAUUUUGGGACAUGGACAAUCUUAAUCUAUUGACAAGUACUCCAGCAGAUGGUGGCUUACAGCCUUCACCUUGCAUUAGAUUUAACAAGGAAGGAACGUUGUUAGCUGUCUCAACUGAUGAUAAUGGAAUUAAAGUUCUAGCAAAUUCAGAUGGGAUUAGGUUGCUACGGAUGGUGGAGAAUCGUUCAUUUGAUGCUUCUAGAGUUGGUCUGACUGCUAUGGUAAAGUCUCCAAAUAUUGGUACAUUUGGCUCCAACAAUGCAACUAUUGGAACAACCAUCGGUGAUCGGUCUGCACCAGUAGCUGCUAUGGUUGGAAUGAACAGCGAUGGUCGAAGUUUGGCAGAUGUAAAGCCCAGAAUUGUGGAUGAGUCUCUGGAAAAAUCUAGGAUCUGGAAACUUACAGAAAUCAAUGAACCUUCGCAAUGUCGCUCAUCAAGGCUUCCUGAUAGUUUGACUGCAAUGAGGGUUUCUAGAUUAAUAUAUACAAAUUCUGGAGUUGCCAUAUUGGCAUUAGCAUCUAAUGCCGUACACAAGCUCUGGAAAUGGCAGAGGAGUGAUCGCAACUUAACUGGGAAGGCCACAACUAGUGUAGCACCACAAUUAUGGCAGCCUUCAAGUGGAAUACUAAUGACUAAUGAUAUAAGUGGUACAAAUCCUGAAGAUGCUGUUUCAUGCUUUGCACUUUCAAAGAAUGAUUCUUAUGUCAUGUCAGCUUCUGGGGGUAAAAUCUCGCUAUUCAAUAUGAUGACAUUUAAGACAAUGACAACAUUUAUGCCCCCACCACCAGCAGCUACCUUUCUUGCGUUUCAUCCUCAGGACAAUAAUAUCAUUGCCAUAGGCAUGGAUGAUUCAUCAAUCCAAAUUUACAACGUUCGGGUGGAUGAGGUGAAAACAAAGUUAAAAGGUCAUCAGAAAAGAAUAACAGGUCUUGCAUUCUCCAAUACUCUAAACGUGCUUGUAUCUUCAGGAGCCGACAGUCAGUUGUGUGUUUGGAGCACAGAUGGAUGGGAGAAGCAAGCUAGUAAGUUCUUGCAAAUCCCAAAUGGGCGAGCAACAUCUCCUCAUGCAGAUACCCGUGUUCAAUUUCACCAAGAUCAGAUGCAUUUGCUGGCAGUUCAUGAAACUCAGAUUGCCAUAUUUGCAGCACCAAAAUUAGAAUGCCUAAAGCAGUGGGUCCCUCGUGAAGCAAGUGGUCCCAUCACACAUGCAACAUACUCAUGUGACAGCCAAUCAAUAUAUGUGAGCUUUGAAGAUGGAGGUGUGGGUGUUCUUACUGCUUCAACGCUGAGAUUGAGAUGUCGAAUAAGUCCUGCUGCAUAUUUACCUCCCAAUCCAAGCUUAAGAGUUUUUCCUCUGGUCAUUGCGGGACAUCCAUCCGAUCCAAAUCAAUUUGCUUUGGGACUAACAGAUGGUGGAGUCUAUAUCCUUGAGCCUUUGGAGUCUGAAGGAAAAUGGGGCACCACUCCUCCAGUUGAAAAUGGUGCUGGACCAAGUACCCCUUCUGGUGCAACUGGUUCAGAGCCACCCCAACGGUGACUCCUCCGUGUGCAGGUCUUUUAGAAAGGAUACCGAGUAUGUAUCUCUACCAUGCUAUCCCACUCCAUGGUCCCAUGUUAAUGUGAUUUUUAAGGGAAAGCUGCAUAAGUAAAUUAGGUUCAUUUAAAUGGCAUGACAUCCGUUUUGCAGCCAAGGCAUAGUGUUCAUUGAUUCCAUUAUUCAGGGUUGAUGUAAAUUUAGGAGUUGGUGCGUUAGAGAAGGUGGGCCUGACUAUGGACUUGAAAAAAAACGAAAUCAGGGACAAAAUAUGUGGUUUAUAAUAGCUAGGAGCCCUGGCUGUUUUCCCUUUAUCAUUUAGCGUUUCAGAAACUGUUAAUUAUUUGAUAUCACCAAUUUUUGGCUGAGCACAAACGUUAGUAGGUUAUUUUUAUU
This is a messenger RNA of Durio zibethinus, 4065 nucleotides long. RefSeq names its product topless-related protein 4-like. NCBI's taxonomy places the organism in Eukaryota, Viridiplantae, Streptophyta, Magnoliopsida, Malvales, Malvaceae. Gene Ontology annotation, biological process: regulation of DNA-templated transcription. Gene Ontology annotation, molecular function: protein binding. The record is from RefSeq and is a predicted model, not a curated record.